AUGGCCUUUACACUAUCGUUGCAUGGAGUGCCAGUGGCUACCUCCCUUUCAACCGGAUCCUGGACGCAGAAGAGUUACAGGAAGGACCAGGAGAGCAGCCGUUCAGUUUUGACUGCAGCGGCCUUUGCAGCAGCAGCUGCUGCUGCUCAUCCAGGUUGGUGCUGGGCCUCCGCGGCUUGUGGCUCGCGUGCAGCACCUCGAUCCAGACUCAGGAUGCAUGUGGUGGAGAUUGUCGAUGCCGAGAUCAUCAGCGAGGUGCCGGCUUCCGACGGGAAUGGACAAGAUGAGCCUCAACCUAAUCCUGCAGAUGCAGAGGCUGCUGCAGCCGUGAUCGAUGCCUCCCGGUCCCAAGCGGUCAUCGUUUUGUUAACUUACUUGAGAACCUUUACUUCGCGCCCCGGCGGGAAGCCACGAGCCGAGGUGCUGCAGCUGGUGGAAGCUUGGCUCAAUCCACGCAUGACCCGCGCAGCAACCGCAGCCACAGACCUUGCAAACAUCCGUCAGGAGAAGAGCGGCGUACCAGUUCGCAACCAAGUGAUGGAAUACAAGGUUCUAUGCAGCCGAAAGCCAAGUGUCAUCACACCCACCGUGUAA
Symbiodinium sp. CCMP2592 is the source of this 594-nucleotide messenger RNA. The record is from the annotation of a GenBank genome assembly. Lineage: Eukaryota; Dinophyceae; Suessiales; Symbiodiniaceae.